AUGAGAGAAAUACAACACAACCGACAACUCAUUUUGCAAGCUCUAAAUAAGAACACAACAAACUUUUCAAACUAUUCUAAGAUAUCUGAGUCAUUGAAAGAAGGAAACUUAAAACUGACGAUAAACCCAAUGACAGAUGAGUUUCUGUUUCAAGACAGUAAGAACCAUACUGUUUGUAUAAAUCCAACAAAAGGAACUUUAAACGAGAAACCUAUAAAUGAACUUCUUUUGAAAGCAGAUGUUGACAACAAAGCUGACAAAGAGUAUGUAGACGAUGCAAUAGCAAAAGAAGAAGAAAGAGCUAACAAAGCUUAUGCAACGAAAGAGGAUGUUGAAAAGAAAGCAGAUAAAACAUAUGUUGACGAUGAGUUAGCAUAUCUGGCUAGUGGGUUAGUGAAGAAGGCAGAUAAGGAAUAUGUGGAUGAAAAAGAUGAAAAAAUUAAAGAAAUGGUUGAAUGGUACCAUGAACGGACAUCGAAGAUUUUAGAAGGUAAAGCCAAUACAGGGUGGGUUUCAGGAUGUUUAGACCUUAAAGCCGACAAGAACCAUACACAUACCAUUGCAAAUAUUACAAACUUACAAGAAACCUUAAACAGGAAAAGUGACGUUGGACAUACACAUACCAUUGCAAAUAUUGCAAACUUACAAGAAAAGUUAGAGAAGAAAGCAGAUAAGACUCAUACACAUACAAGUUUUACAACUGUUGCUAUAGAAAGUAUUGAAGGAACGGUUGAAGAAACUGGUGGGGAUGCAAUAUAUUGUAAACCUCCUAACUUUCCACAAGGUUUAACAUCGGAUGACGACAUAACGACGAUGAGAAACAUUAGAUGUAAAGAUGUUUAUGUCAUGAAGGAUGAACAUAAUAUUAAAUUCACUGCUCAAGAUUUAUAUGACAAGAAAGCAGACAAAACAGAGCUUCAAACAUUAAAGACAGAAAUACUUCAAACAUUAUAUCCUAUAGGCUCUAUUUAUACGUCAAUGAACUCUACCAGACCAGAAGUAGUACUUGGUUUUGGAACUUGGACUCAAAUACUCGAAAGUUUUUUGUAUUGUGCACACACUCCAAAGAAAACAGGUGGAA
Trichomonas vaginalis G3 is the source of this 1081-nucleotide messenger RNA. Its product is annotated as phage tail repeat-like family. Lineage: Eukaryota; Parabasalia; Trichomonadida; Trichomonadidae. The transcript has a single exon. The record is from RefSeq and is a predicted model, not a curated record. The annotation marks the transcript as partial.